AUGGCAUCGACAGGGAAAUCCAAAAAAAAUCGGAACGCACCUUCGCGAAACCGUCCCCAAGCGACCUCCACUAUCUCCCAGCCUUCUUCAUAUCUUUCUUCCCUCUCAUCAUUUUCUGGUCGCGCCAAUUUCUUCGCUCAUCUUUCUGUCGUCGUAGACAAACACCGUCUGCGCGUGUUCAAUACAGCCACAGGAAAGUCCCUGGCAGAAUAUGUCCCUCAUUCGGCCAGGAUAUCGUCCUUGUCAUGGUGCACGCUUGAUACAACUCCUGAGGACUCCCAGUCACCGAUCAAGAAAAAACGAAGAAAAAGUCAUGUCGCAGAGGAUGUGCCGAAACAGUCGAUAGAAGUCGUUGCGUUGGGCUUGACGGAUGGUUCGGUUACAUUCUUCUCCCCGACUCGUGGUGAAGUGGCAUGGACUCUAUCGCACAACUCCAGUACCGCCUCGAUUUUGGCGGUUGUGUCGGGCCAAGAAAUUGGAAGCAUAUGGACAUCUGGUGCGGAUGGCAUCGUUCGACUGUGGAAUGUCCACGAAAAUGACCUGUUGGGUAGCUUCAAAACGGACGAUCGAAUACCCUACUCAUCCUUGGCACUUCGAUUUUCAGCUGACAGCACUUCUCCAGAAAUGCUCGUAGCCAGUCACUCUAUAAAACUGUUCCCUACAGAUCUGCAAGGAUCCCAGAAACCUAAAGAGCUAUCGUCUUUCCCUGGUCACGCUUCUUCGAUUCAAAUUCUUCAGUGGGACAAAUCCCAAUCGCCGGCGAAGCGAUUUCUGUCCCUGGCGGAAGGUGAUCGUAUUAUCUCUCUCUGGCAAGUCCCCGACACUGGAGUAGAUGGCAGUGCGGUCGCCUCCGUUCAACUCGACUCGGACGCACGCGCGGCAUCUUUUCUCAAUUCCAAUAUCCAAAAACAAACUUUGCUCACACUUUCUGCAUCUGGGAAAAUCAAUAUAUAUCCCAUACCAGACGAGCUACUUCCUCACAAAAUCUCCUCACUCAUACCUCAAUGUACGAUAUCGUCCCCUGCUCAGGGUAGUUCCUCAGAUGCACCGAUAGUCUCCGCGGCGUUUGGAGAGGAAGAAACGCGUACUGUUCGUAUAGCACGCAUUGUUGGUGGAGCUCGAGCCAUUUUUGAUACUGUUCGGUAUCAGGACGAGAAUGGGAACUCUAUUCCAGAAAUAACACUUGAGAGCAUAAGAAAUGGACUAUUAGCUGAGACCAGUUCGGGUCCUCUAAAUCGACGUUAUGGGGAAUCUUCGAAUGUGACCGUCGGCUCCGGAAUAGACUUGGGACAAAAUGAGGACAUGGAUCUUUUCGAACUUGAGAAUCGUGAGAAUGUUCUCGAUGUUGAUCUUGCCGAACUCAGCUUGGGACAAAGAUUGACGGCCAUGUCCGGAGUUGAUGCCUCCCCGCAAGAUGACAGUGCUGACGAAGGUGACGCCACCCAGCAACCCAAAAAACAGAAGGGCAAACGGUCGCUGAAAGAGUCUAGCUUGGUUCCAGCGGCUUCACUGACGCGUACUCUUAUCCAGGCGUUACAUUCUUCUGAUUCUAAAUUGCUGGAGACUUGUCUCGCUCACUCGGAUGCAGCCCUCAUUCGAAAUACUGUGCGACGACUACCUCCGCAACUCGCUGUGCCUUUAUUAACAGCGUGCGUGGAAAGGCUGGGGCGAGGGGCGAGAGGUGGAAAUAUGAAGGGGGGAGGAGGAGGAGCUAGUUCUCAAAGGGGGACAGGUCUGAUUACCUGGGCGAAGAUGGUGCUUUCCGUUCACAGCGGGCAUAUGAUGACAAUGCCAGAUCUGGUGGCACGUCUCUCAGGCCUUCAUUCCACGCUGACGAGCCGCUUGACAUUGCAAGAGAGUUUGUUGUCCCUUAGCGGACGGCUGGAUAUGGUUCUUUCUCAAAUCGAGAUGCGGAGGUUUGCAGGUCCAUCUGCAUAUGCGACGCGGAAACAAUCCAAUAGUCAAAAGGAAGAAAAGAGGCGUUACGUUGAGGGAGAGAGCGAGGAAGAGGACGCACGAAUGGAGGUCGAGGUUGAAGUGGAGAGCGAUGAGGAAGGUAGUGUUGAAGAUGUAGUACUGGGUGGGGACAGCGGAGAAGGGUCGGAAGAAGAAGAAGAAGAGGGUUCGGAAGUUGACGAGGACGAUGAGGAAGAAGACGAUGAUGAGAACGAGCCUACCAUGAAUGGAUUCAUCGAUGAUGAGGCCGAGGAGGAGUUUACAGACGAGGAUGAAAGCGAGUAGGUAUCAGGUAUCAGGCCUGAUGGUCCACUCAUGGGUCACUUCCAUACUUCGGCUGGACUAAUGUUCAAAUCGUUGUUUUGGAUUAAAC
Messenger RNA from Marasmius oreades (fairy-ring Marasmius), 2329 nucleotides. RefSeq lists its product as uncharacterized. The coding region runs from base 1 to 2241 and encodes 746 amino acids. Gene Ontology annotation, cellular component: nucleolus. Gene Ontology annotation, molecular function: protein binding. Gene Ontology annotation, biological process: maturation of SSU-rRNA from tricistronic rRNA transcript (SSU-rRNA, 5.8S rRNA, LSU-rRNA). Lineage: Eukaryota; Fungi; Basidiomycota; Agaricomycetes; Agaricales; Marasmiaceae. The transcript has 5 exons. The record is from RefSeq and is a predicted model, not a curated record.